Messenger RNA from Pangasianodon hypophthalmus (striped catfish), 4311 nucleotides. RefSeq names its product kinesin family member C3 (gene kifc3). Gene Ontology annotation, molecular function: microtubule motor activity; ATP binding; microtubule binding. The record is from RefSeq and is a predicted model, not a curated record. Gene Ontology annotation, biological process: microtubule-based movement. The transcript is spliced from 22 exons. NCBI's taxonomy places the organism in Eukaryota, Metazoa, Chordata, Actinopteri, Siluriformes, Pangasiidae. The coding region runs from base 459 to 3497 and encodes 1012 amino acids.
GCAUGCACCCUGCCUGAGAGAGUCACGUUAGGGACACGAGGACAGUGGAUUAUCUAAAUGAGUAUUAGGAGCAGCUCCGUUCUGAUGUCACGCCACACUCUCAGUGAGAGCUUACAGGCGAUUUGGUUGUUGAAACCUAGAGAAUGGAUUUACAGUAGGAGAAAAGUAGAUAUAUUGCUGGAGUGAACUUUCUUUGGACUGAACAAAAGAGAAGAGCUUUAUUAGACAUUGAUCUCUGCGGCUUUGAGGUGUUGUUCAUGUUUCACUCCAGGCUUUCUGACUGAACACCAAGGUCGCCAACGCAACAGCUGAUAUUACAGACAGCUGUAACACGCACCAGAAGAUAGCAUUACAGUCUCCCUGUGUAGCAGGAACAGGUUGAAUGUCCCCCAGAGGACUCAGUGUGCAACUGGGUGUUACAGAAAACCUGAAAGUGCUUUGUGCUAGUCGCUGAGAUCAUGUACGUGCUGUCCACACUGCUGCUGCUGUCCAUCCACAGCCUGCUGAAAAGAGAGAAGGCUGUGGACCUUCAUGAAGCCAAGGCAGCAGAGUACAGUGAGAAACCGAGCAAAAAAUCACCCUAUACACAGCGCAGGAAAGUGGGAAAUCCUGUCAGGGGCGGAAACCAGGGCCGACGCAUGUCAUGCAGCACCACCCAGCUGGAGGUACCUGAGUGCAGGAAGAGAGCCCAGCGGUACGCUCUGCUUGGCCCGGCGGUCAUGUUUGGCACAAGGAAGACGUGGGACCUCGGCCACACCCCCUGCCUGCAGGAGCUCUGGAACAAAGACCUCUCAUUGGACGCAAGCUCAGUGGAUUUCCUGAUCAGCGAUGGUGAGGAGGAAAGCUCCUUCCUGACGCUGCCAAACUCAGUCCUCCAACGCCGCCGUUUGACCUCGGACCUCUCCGAUCCCACCCUCUCUGACCAGCAGCUGCUCAUACAGGCUCUUCAAGAGAAAGUGUGUGAAUUCCAAGCUCGUUUGCGUAGCGAAGACGCCACCGACAGGCGGCUUCUACACCGACUACACGCACCGCAGGUCAGUCAAGACCAACAGAACAAAGCAGACACAAGCCAAGAGCAUCCACUCACCAAUCAAGAGAUUCUCGAACAGGACAGCCAGCUCAGCCAAGCUGGCUUCAACACAAGUGUACGGCGAUUGAGUGCAGGAUCCCAGCAUCCACAGGAUUAUUCUGACAUUGCUGCAGAGAGGAAAGUUCACGCACAGCCUCGGCAUAAAGAAGAAGUGCACCAGCUUGCUCUCAUCACAGGGCUGCACACACAGAUUGAGGAGCUGGAGAAGAAACUGGUGGACCGGACUCAGGAGGUGGAGAGACUGCGCUCUGAGCUGGGGGCGACAGACCUGGAGAAGCAGCUGGAGCUCCUAGAGAGCGAGAAUCAGCGGCUCAGACAGGAGCUUAAGUCCAGCAGCAUCCAUGAGCCUGCACACACCUGCUCCACCUCCACCUGCCCUCACAGCCAGGAGGCAGCGGCCCUACGAGGGGCACUCUCCUUGUGUGAGGAGCGCUGUAAGGAGUAUGAGCGGCACAUGGCAGAGCUCGAGCAUCAGCUUGGGGAAAGAGCGGGCGCAGUGGACGAGCUGCAUGUGCAACUGGAGGAGGCCUUACAGAGCCGAGACAAGCUUCAAGAGCAGCUCGCUCACACAGAGGAAAUACUGCGACGGCACAGUGCAGCAGCGCCAUCUCAGGCCAUGGCAGCAGAGGCUGAGUCAUCUCAGUGGAAACAGGCUCUGAUGGAGGCUCAGGCGCGUAACCAGGCUCUCCAGGAGCAGCUGGGGGUCCAGCGGCAGCUCCUCCGAGAGCUCGAGCAGAAGCUGCACGACAGCCAGAGAACCAGCAGCGAGCUUCGCCAGCAGAUCCUGGCAUAUGAGGGUGAGAUGGAGCGAACACGAAGCCAGCUAGAGGCAGAGAUUCAGAAUCUUGAGGAGGAGAAGAACAGGGUCAUCGAGGAGGCGUUCAUCAGAGCCGAGAGCGAAAUGAAAGCUGUACAUGAAAACCUUGCAGGUGUAAGGAUGAAUUUGCUGACUCUGCAGCCUGCUCUGAGGACACUUACAUGUGACUACAACUGUCUGAAGAGGCAGGUCCUGGACUUCCCUUACAUGCUGCAGAAUGCUAUUGCUGAGGCUAAGCAGGAGAUAUGCCACAUGAUUGCAGAGGUGAGCAACACCAACCAGGAGCUGCUACGCAAAUACAAGCGGGAGAUGAACCUGAGGAAGAAGUGCCACAACGAACUGGUUCGCCUCAAAGGAAACAUCCGUGUGUUCUGUCGCGUGCGUCCCAUCUGCCAGGAGGAAGCGGAGGCUGACAGCAAGUGUGUGGUGUCCUUUGACUCUGACGACGAUGCAGUGCUCUACCUUUCCAGCAAGGGCAAGCUUAUGACCUUUGACAUGGACAAGGUCUUCCCACCUCAGGCCACGCAGGCAGAGGUGUUUCAGGAAGUGCAGUCUCUGGUCACAUCCUGCAUAGAUGGCUAUAACGUGUGCAUCUUCGCUUAUGGGCAGACAGGUUCAGGAAAAACCUACACCAUGGAGGGUAUUCCUCAGGACCCCGGCAUUAACCAGCGAGCUCUGCGUCUGCUCUUCUCUGAGGUGUCUGAGAAAAUGCCUGACUGGCACUACACCAUCACUGUCAGCAUGGUGGAGAUCUACAACGAGACACUGAGGAACCUGUUAGGAGACAACCCAAGUGAGAAGCUGGACAUUAAGUUGUGUCCGGAUGGCAGCGGUCAACUGUAUGUGCCUGGUCUCACCGAGUUCACGGUGGAGAGUGUGGAGGAUAUAAAUAAGGUUUUUGAGCUGGGUCACAUGAACAGGGCGACAGCAUGUACCAACCUGAAUGAGCACAGCUCUCGCUCUCAUGCUCUCCUCAUCGUUAAUGUGGCCGGCUUCAACUCCUCCACAGGACACCGCACCUCAGGUAAGCUGAAUCUGGUGGAUCUGGCUGGUUCAGAGAGAAUAUCUAAAUCUGGCGCUGAGGGAAGCCGCCUGCGUGAGGCUCAGUGCAUCAAUAAGUCGCUCUCGGCGCUGGGUGACGUCAUCAACGCGCUGCGUUCGCGCCACUCACACGUUCCCUUCAGAAACUCACGCCUCACGUACCUGCUGCAGGACUCGCUCAGCGGAGACAGCAAGACACUCAUGCUGGUCCAGGUGUCUCCUCUAGAGAGCAAUAUCAUUGAGUCUGUAUGCUCUCUGAAGUUUGCCCAACGUGUUCGCACAGUUGAGCUUGGACCGGCCUCCUCCUCACGAAGACAUGCUGAGAACUCUUCAACAUCCUCCUCACCUACCCACGACAGCGUGGAGUUGGACUCUCCACCCGUAACUCCCGUGCCCUUACCCAUCUCCCGGGCGAGCAGUGUGGGCUCUUCUCUCUCCUCUAUCUCCAGAGUCUCCAGCACACGGAGAAGAUCCCAGAGCCAGCAAGCUCCAGACAGACAGGUAGACAGAGGCAGUCCAUUGCUUGGGGACAGUGGGCAGGACGAAUGAAGCUUGCCACAUGAUGAUAUGAUGAAGCGAGUGUGCUGAUAAACUGCCUUUCAGCAUGCUCCACCCAGAGUUUAUUUUACCCGGGGACAGGGAAGAACCAAACUGGCAAAUCAGGGAUAUGUACAGCAUUUCUGUGAGAGACUUGAAUGUUCUGUUGGUGACUGAAGAAUCUGGCGUUCCCUCCGAGCCCUUUCCUGCCUCGGGGACACGAAGACAGUGUUUGUGGACGUCUAUGCACUUUAGAAUACGCUGAUCUGAUUAUUCAUGGUGUUAAAAACCCAGUCAAGCUUAGGACUAUCACAUGACUGGCAUUGAUCUUUAAGUAUGUGUGUUCUUUCUCUUUUUUGAGAGAAAAAUGCUGGUGUAUUCUUUUUUUUUUGCUUCCACAAUGCACCGUCCUUUUUAUUCAAAGCCUAAGAACAAAGUCGUACUUACGAAAACUUGUGUAGCAGUCGCAGUAAGCAAUAACGAAGGCCGAAUCUAGCCUGUCUCUGUUAGUGGUCACGUUCUUGUUGUGUAUGUUUGGUAUCCUGAAGGCAGCAUAUUGAAGUCUUCCUGAUUACGCAUGUAUACUUUCAAUUUUGUCAUCAGCGGUGGACUUACUCAUUCCACAUUGCUGUGAAUAGGAAUGCUUUGAAUUUUCACCCACAUUCAGAAAUGCAUUUCCACUGUAUGAAAUUUUUCAUCUGAAAUGGACCACUGAGAGAGAACGGAUGUUGGUGGCUGUGGGGUUUUGCUAGCUUCAGUUCAUUUUACCAUAGCUUUGUAUGCAUCCUUGUUUUUGUACACUUUUUAAUAAAUAUCUUAAACAUGA